This is a messenger RNA of Anneissia japonica, 387 nucleotides long. RefSeq lists its product as uncharacterized. The transcript is spliced from 2 exons. Lineage: Eukaryota; Metazoa; Echinodermata; Crinoidea; Comatulida; Comatulidae. The record is from RefSeq and is a predicted model, not a curated record. The coding region runs from base 7 to 330 and encodes 107 amino acids.
GAAGAGAUGGCUAUUGAAAACGAAAUAGUGAUAAGAGAUUUGGUUGACGAAGAAGAAGUUGAAGACAUUGAAGGUUUGAAAGAUGAAAAUUUUGAAUUUGAAGAGUGUAAUGAAAACACAAAUGAGGAAGAAGAAAGUCGGAUUGCUUGUGAAAGGAGAAAAUACGUAUUUCGUCAUAAAAUCAGUCUAGGAAUGAGAAUAUGUCCAUUCAAUUAUAAGCAUGUAGUUAAGUACGAGGAAUUUAGAAACCAUCUAAUCUCAUGCAUGAAUAAGAAUGAUGGACCAUUGUGUCAGUACAGUGAUGAAUAUAUAAUUCCUGAAUUUCAUUAAAAAAAAACACAUGAAGAGGAAAAAUGCAGGAAAUUGGGAAAUCGGAAGCAACACUAG